CUUGAGAACCCAAGAAGAGGCCACUCACAAAUAAGCUGGUGUGAAGAACUUUAGUCUGGGAAAUAAUAUGCCGCAAACCAUGUCCAAAAGCGAGGGCCUCUCGCUAAAAGUUCCAUAUGUGCAGAUUCUACCUGAAGGACUCAAGGACCAAACACUCAUCGCCAUUUACGGAGUGCCUAAACCAAAUGCUGAAGGAUUUGAAAUUAACAUCUGUAAUGGCACUGAUAUAGCCUUUCAGUUCAACCCUCGCUUCAAUGAGGAUGGGAAACAGGUGAUCGUGAGGAACACCAGGAUUAAUGGUUUUUGGGGCUCUGAGGAAAGAGAACUUCCUGUCUUCCCUUUCACACCUGGAAAACCUUUUGAGAUCAAGAUUUUGUGCACAUCCUCUGGAUUCAGAGUGGAAGUUGACAACAAUCACUUGCUAAAUUAUACACAUCGCGUGAAGGAGCUUGACCAGAUAACACACCUCCACAUUCAUCAAGACAUUUUCCUCGAACGUGUUCACGUAGAUGGCUUCUUCCUAAAAGUUCCAUAUGUGCAGAUUCUACCUGAGGGCCUCAAAGACAAAACACUCAUCAAAAUCUACGGAGAGCCCAAAGAAAGUGCUGAAAAAUUCGACAUUAACAUUUGUAAUGGCACUGAUAUAGCCUUCCAUUUCAACCCUCGCUUCAAUGAGGAUGGGAAGCAGGUGAUCGUGAGAAACAGUCUGAUUAAUGAUGUUUGGGGUCCUGAGGAAAAAGAACUUCUUUCCUUCCCUUUCACACCUGGAAAACCUUUUGAGAUCAAGAUUUUGUGCACAUCCUCUGGAUAUAGAGUGAAAGUUGACAACAAUAACUUGCUGAAUUACGCACAUCGCAUGAAGGAGCUUGACCAGAUAACACACAUUCACAUUCAUCGAGACGUUCUCCUCAAAUAUGUUCAAAUCGCUGAAGAUGAAGCAGCAGACAUUGCAACAUGAAGGAGAACUGAAUCCUGUCUACCUUUAUAAGAUUCAUUCUGUUAUCCAUCUGUUCUUCAUGGUUCUCUAUGUAUCUGUUGAUUUGCUAUGAUUAGUGUAUACUGUAUACUCAUGUCUGUUGAUUUGCUAUGAUUAGUGUAUACUGUAUACUCAUAUCUGUUGAUUUGCUGUGAUUAGUGUAUACUGUAUACUCAUAUCUGUUGAUUUGCUAUGAUUAGUGUAUACUGUAUACUCAUGUCUGUUGAUUUGCUGUGAUUAGUGUAUACUGUAUACUCAUAUCUGUUGAUUUGCUAAGAUUA
This is a messenger RNA of Colossoma macropomum (tambaqui), 1257 nucleotides long. RefSeq names its product galectin-4-like. Gene Ontology annotation, cellular component: immunological synapse; nucleus. Gene Ontology annotation, biological process: neutrophil chemotaxis; macrophage chemotaxis; monocyte chemotaxis. The record is from RefSeq and is a predicted model, not a curated record. Gene Ontology annotation, molecular function: IgE binding; carbohydrate binding; laminin binding. The coding region runs from base 68 to 958 and encodes 296 amino acids. The transcript has 9 exons. NCBI's taxonomy places the organism in Eukaryota, Metazoa, Chordata, Actinopteri, Characiformes, Serrasalmidae.